Episyrphus balteatus (marmalade hoverfly) is the source of this 769-nucleotide messenger RNA. Its product is annotated as pheromone-binding protein-related protein 6-like. The record is from RefSeq and is a predicted model, not a curated record. The transcript has 4 exons. Gene Ontology annotation, molecular function: odorant binding. NCBI's taxonomy places the organism in Eukaryota, Metazoa, Arthropoda, Insecta, Diptera, Syrphidae. Gene Ontology annotation, biological process: sensory perception of smell. Bases 183 to 617 code for a protein of 144 amino acids.
UUUCCAUAAAUUUUUUAGAAUUCAAUAAAAAAUAAAAACAGAAACAAAAAAAUAUAAAAAGCAAUUAAGCGAGAAAAAAAAGAGCUGAAACCCCGGAAAAUACAUAUUUGCUAAGAUUCACUUCCGUUGAGUGCGGAAAAAAGGAAACUGAAAUAGAAAAUAAUAAAAAAAAAAAAAAAACUAUGAAAAUAUUUAUUCCGUUUUUUGUUUUAAUUUGUGGAUUUUGUGGUUUUGUCCUGGGACAGCAGCCACGGCGUGACGAUGAGUGGCCGCCAAAGGGUAUUUUGGCCAUGAUAAAACCAAUUACAGAGAGUUGUGUUAAAAAAACUGGCGUCACACAAGAAGCAAUUAGGGAAUUUAGCGAUGGCGAAAUUCACGAGGACGAAGCCCUUAAAUGCUACAUGAAUUGCAUAUUCCAUGAAUUUGAGGUUGUCGACGAGAACGGCGAUGUACACUUGGAAACCCUUUUCCGUAGCGUUCCGGACAGUAUACGCGAGGUCCUGCUUAAUAUGUCAAAGAACUGUAUUCACCCGGAGGGCGAUACUCUAUGCCAUAAGGCAUGGUGGUUCCAUCAAUGUUGGAAAAAGGCAGAUCCGGUGCAUUAUUUUCUACCUUAAAAGACUGGGAGCGCAAUUAUGCUGACGAACAUUAACGUUGACAACGGACCUGAUACAUAUUUAGAUACUUUUUUUUUAAUAUUGUGUGAUUCUGAUUUUUAUUUACAUUUUAAUUUUUAUUAAAGCAUGAAAGCAAAAUGAACAAAAAAAAA